CUUUUGGAGGAAAGCUGCUCAAACCGGUCAAUUGAUUAAGUCGUGCGCAUGCGCAGGAUCAUUCCUCGGAACUCGCAGUUGCUCACUGCUGCCCGUCCAUCAUGGAGCAGCAGAUCUUCGGCACUGGCUUGGGAUAGAGCUGUUUUAUCGCGACCUACUCCAUUACCACGGCAAUUAGGAUCGCCACCGUGCCGCAACUUCUCCGCCUCCAGAAAGACCUCCUCGAUCUUUGAUGCGAACUCCACAAUAUAUGCACUCUCCACUGCCCCCGGGCGAGCCGCCAUUGCCGUCGUGCGAGUGUCAGGUCCAGCGUGCGUGCAGAUCUACAACGCUCUUUCCCCCUCCGCAUCCCUCCCUCGUCCCCGCCUCGCCGCAGUCCGUACUCUUUACGACCCUCUACGACCCCCUUCCUCGGACACCAUCCUCGAUGCCGCGGCGUUGGUGCUAUACUUCCCCGGCCCGAAAACCGUUACGGGAGAGGACGUGCUCGAACUUCACUUGCAUGGCGGCCCGGCAAUCGUCAAAUCCGUAUUGGCCGCAAUCGCCAGCAUUGACCUAUCCUCAUCGCUGUCCUCAUCGUCAGCUACAACAACGCUGAACAAUGAAGUCACAGACAAGCCUCCGCGCAGGGGAGGAGUGAAGGGGGACCCAAUCCGCUAUGCUGAACCUGGCGAGUUCACGCGCCGGGCCUUCCUCAACAACCGCCUCGACCUCCCGCAGAUUGAAGCGCUUGGGGAGAUCCUGCACGCCGAGACGGAACAGCAGCGCCGGAUCGCCGUGCGCGCGAGUAACAGUGAUGAUGGCGACGGGAACGCGUUGUCGAAACGCUACGAGCAGUGGCGGCACCAACUCCUCUACGCGCGCGGUGAGCUGGAGGCGUUGAUCGAUUUCGCCGAGGAUCAGCAUUUCGAUGAGUCGCCCCUGGAGCUGGUCGGGUCGGUGAGCGACCAGGUGCGCGCGCUCCAGGCGCAGAUCCAGUUGCAUAUCGGGAAUGCGGCCAAGGGGGAGUUGUUGCGUAGCGGGAUCCGUGUGGCGUUGCUGGGGGCGCCCAACGCGGGCAAGAGCUCGCUGCUGAACCGCGUGGUGGGCCGUGAGGCGGCCAUCGUCAGUACGGAGGAAGGCACCACAAGGGAUAUCGUCGAUGUUGGGGUGGAUGUCGGGGGCUGGUUUGUGCGACUAGGCGAUAUGGCGGGGAUCCGGUCGGCUGAGGCGGCGGAUGGCAGCACGACCCAGGGCGUGGUGAUCGGGGCCGUCGAGAAGGAGGGUAUCCGGAGGGCUAAGGCUCGAGCGCUGGAGUCGGAUGUUGUUGUCGUAGUGGUCUCGCUUGAGGAGGGCGGAGAGGCAGGCGCGUCUUCACGUUUGGCCGUCGAGAGCGAGGUUGUGGAUGCGGCUAAUGAGUGUGCGCGCGCCGGCCGCUGCGUUGUCGUCGCCGUCAAUAAGUGCGACCGGUUGCCCCGUCAGGGUCGCCUUCCUGACCAGCUGAUGACCACGGUCCGGAGCUUGUUUCCCGAUGUGCCGGACCGGCGCAUCUUCGGCAUCUCCUGUCUCGAUGCCCGCCAGGAGAUGAGGUCGGGAUCCGGUCAGCAAGACCCGGGCCACAUCCAGCGCUUUCUACAGGGCUUGAUCGCUACCUUUGAGGAGCUUGCCUCCCCGGCGGGCAUUGACGAAGACGCCAACGGCCAGUACGACCGGUCCUACUGGGAGGACUCCCUCGGAGUUACUCACCGACAGAGCUCAAAUCUACAACGCUGUCUAGAAGACCUCGACGAGUUCCUAAUCCAAACCCAGCCAUCAACUUACCAUAAACACAGGUUCGAGGAGGAAGUCGACAUCGUCACCGCGGCCGAGAACCUUCGUGCAGCUGCCGAUGCCCUGGCUAAAAUUACGGGUAAGGGCGAGAGUGGAGACGUGGAGGAUGUGCUUGGAGUAGUGUUCGAGAAGUUCUGCGUUGGAAAAUGAACAAGAUAGCCCGCCCUGAGUAAUCAAGGGAACAACUGCAAUCGCCAUGUCAC
Messenger RNA from Aspergillus homomorphus CBS 101889, 2012 nucleotides. Its product is annotated as tRNA modification GTPase. Gene Ontology annotation, molecular function: GTP binding; protein binding; GTPase activity. The transcript is spliced from 3 exons. Lineage: Eukaryota; Fungi; Ascomycota; Eurotiomycetes; Eurotiales; Aspergillaceae. Gene Ontology annotation, cellular component: cytoplasm; mitochondrion. The record is from RefSeq and is a predicted model, not a curated record. Gene Ontology annotation, biological process: tRNA wobble uridine modification; tRNA methylation. The coding region runs from base 49 to 1959 and encodes 636 amino acids.